This is a messenger RNA of Tupaia belangeri chinensis (Chinese tree shrew), 426 nucleotides long. RefSeq names its product interleukin 4 (gene IL4). Gene Ontology annotation, biological process: positive regulation of DNA-templated transcription; interleukin-4-mediated signaling pathway; immune response. The record is from RefSeq and is a predicted model, not a curated record. Gene Ontology annotation, molecular function: interleukin-4 receptor binding; growth factor activity. Bases 1 to 426 code for a protein of 141 amino acids. NCBI's taxonomy places the organism in Eukaryota, Metazoa, Chordata, Mammalia, Scandentia, Tupaiidae. The transcript is spliced from 4 exons. Gene Ontology annotation, cellular component: extracellular region.
AUGGGUCUCGUCUCCCGACUGAUGCCCGCCCUGCUCUGCCUGCUGGCGUGUGCCAGCCACUCUGUCCACAGACGCAGAUGCGAUAAGGCCUUAGUAGAGAUCAUCAAAACUCUGAACAUCCUCACAGCGAGCAAGACUCUGUGCACCGAGGUGACCGUAGCAGACAUCUUUGCCGCAUCCAAGAACACAACCGAGAAGGAAACCUACUGCAGGGCUGCGGCUGUGCUUCAACCGUUCUAUGGCCACCAUGGGUGUCUCACAGAACCCAAAGUGGCCCGACUCCUGAGAGGACUCAACAGGAACCUCCACUGCCUGGCCCGCUCGACCAACUGUUCUGUGCAUGAAACGAAGCAGAGUACGCUGAAAGACUUCUUGGAAAAGUUAAAGAUGAUCAUGAAAGAGAAAUAUUGGAGGAGUUGGAGCUGA